AUGGGAAGAGUACGCCAGAGAUCCGUGCUGUGGGUGGUGAUUUUCUUGUGGCUGCAACACGUCGGAUGCCCCAUUAGCUUCAGCGCACCCGAUCGUGCCAAGAACUGGCUUCCCCGGCGUGCUCUUCCACCUGCCUGGGUUGCACAGGCGGCAGAAGCAUUUCGGGACCCGUCGGUCCAAGCAGUGUCGGCUGCUCUGAUACAGGCUCAGACACUUACGAACUUUGUCUCCAGUUUCAGCAGCGCGGGGAAAGUAUGGUCUGAGUGGAUAACACUAGGUGUUUAUGAUGGCACUGGCGACGUCGACGAUCAUGUGUCAGAACUCAUACAGUCAAUGAAGGAGAAGCUGCAAGUGCAGAACAACACAAUCAUAUCAAGCACCCAGAGCAGCAACAUGCCCAAAGAACCGGUCAGGAAGACCUACUUCGAGCAGUUGAUGGUCGCGACGUUGCUAAACAGCACACCAGGCGUGUCAGCGGUUUAUGCUGAAUCUGGCACGGGCAAGUCAGUUGCAGCUACACUGGCAAUCACUGCCGUGGCAAAUGGUCGGGUAAAUGACGCCUUCGUCCUGCUGCAGGGCAAUCUGAACCAGAGGCUGCGAGCCUUCCUUCGUAUCGCUGACGAAAGCCUCAUGGCUGACAUCCGUUCUUUAGGGCCUUGCGACGGGAGAACAUCCAGUUGCACGUGA
Symbiodinium necroappetens is the source of this 687-nucleotide messenger RNA. The record is from the annotation of a GenBank genome assembly. NCBI's taxonomy places the organism in Eukaryota, Dinophyceae, Suessiales, Symbiodiniaceae.